This is a messenger RNA of Gavialis gangeticus (Gharial), 2449 nucleotides long. It is a transcript of the gene MTG2, whose product is annotated as mitochondrial ribosome associated GTPase 2. Gene Ontology annotation, molecular function: GTP binding; magnesium ion binding; GTPase activity. NCBI's taxonomy places the organism in Eukaryota, Metazoa, Chordata, Crocodylia, Gavialidae. The record is from RefSeq and is a predicted model, not a curated record. The coding region runs from base 38 to 1174 and encodes 378 amino acids. The transcript has 6 exons. Gene Ontology annotation, cellular component: mitochondrion.
GCGGGCGUUGCCGGGGGGGCGUGAGGGAGCGCGCGCCAUGUUGGGGGCCUGGGCACGGCUGCGGGGCUGGCGGCCACGGGCCUUUUCCACGGGCUGCGCGCGCUGCGCCAAGGCCCGGUCGCUGCGGAGGAAGAGGGAGAUGUCGGAGAAGCAGCUGACCCGAUAUUUUGUGGAUCAUCGAAGAGUGUGCGUGGUUGGAGGACAAGGAGGUGGAGGGGCUAACUCUUUUCUCAGUGAGCCUAGGAAAGAGUUUGGAGGUCCUGAUGGUGGGAAUGGAGGAGAUGGGGGCCCUGUUAUUUUGAAAGUUGACCGGCAAGUCAAAUCUCUUUCUUCGAUCCUCCCAUUUUAUCGGGGUGUUAAUGGAGUAAAAGGGGGAAAAAGAAACUGUUUUGGAGCCAAUGGUGGACAAAUAUAUAUUAAAGUUCCUAUUGGCACUCUGGUUAAGGAGGAUGGGACUGUUGUGGCUGAUCUCGCUAAGCACGGUGAAGAAUAUGUUGCUGCUUAUGGGGGAUCUGGAGGAAAAGGCAACCAGUUCUUUCUGUCCAAUGAGAAUCGAGCACCGACAACAGCUACUCCGGGAGAGCCAGGACAGCAAAGAGUCCUCCACUUGGAGCUAAGGACUAUGGCUCAUGCUGGCUUGGUGGGAUUCCCAAAUGCUGGAAAGUCAUCGCUUUUGAGAGCCAUCUCCAAUGCAAGGCCGGCAGUGGCUUCCUACCCAUUCACAACACUAAAUCCUCAUGUAGGCAUUGUCCACUAUCAAGAUUAUGAACAAGUAGCAGUUGCUGAUAUUCCUGGUAUAAUAAGAGGAGCUCAUCAAAACAAAGGCCUAGGGCUGACCUUCCUAAAGCACAUUGAACGCUGCCGCUUCCUCUUGUUUGUGGUGGAUCUCUCUGUGCAAGAGCCAUGGAUUCAGGUGCAAGACUUAAAAUAUGAACUGGAGCGAUACCAAGAAGGCUUGUCGAAGAGACCUCAUGUUGUCAUUGGGAAUAAGAUUGAUCUUUCUCAGUCUCGGGCUAACUUACCACUCCUUAAAGAACAAGUGGAGCAGAGAGUCAUCCCACUGUCUGCAUUGACAGGAGACAAUCUGGAGGAAUUGUUCUUGCAUCUGCGAGAAUUGUAUGACAGUUAUGUAAAGACUGAAAAAUCAUGUAGGCAAAACCUGAUGAAGUGGUAAAAUUUUCACAGACCUUAGACUGAAUGGAGGAGGAAACUAACUAUAUUUGAUCGCGAGCUGUCUGUGUGGGAAGUGUCGGACAUAGCAUACAAUGCACUGUAUAUUUGUUCUGGACUGUUGCACUCUGCAAACCAAAUAUAUGCAUCUCCUUUUUAGUUUUGUGUCUUUGCAAGCUUUUUCCAACAAAAUGUAGAGUUUUCAUGGUUGUGUAUUAACAGUACGCCAAAUUGUAGUUGUUACACCAAAUAUGUAGGUUUGUAAUGGGGAGAAUCUGGAAAAGCUGGUUGAAACUUAGAAUUUCUUCUUUUCAGAAAAUGUUGACAUUUUAAAAUCUGGUCGUGUUUCCCCCCCCAAUUGGAAUUACACCCCCAAAUUUGAAAGACUUCUCAUGAAUCAGAAAUUCUGAAAUAUAACAUAAACUAGAGUGUGUUCUUCUAAAAGGGAAAGGUGUUUUGUAUGGUAUGUAUAGUCCUGCCAAGCAGACCUUCUUCUUUUUUUUUCCAACUAUGUAUAUUUUUGUGGACAGUUUUUCCUCUUGGUUUUGCAUUCUUUCCCUAAGCUAGAGUCUUCCUUUUAUUUCUGCAUGGUCUUAGCUAAGAUGCAUCUUUUUCAUAUGAUAGGAUCAAUAUUCUCUCUUUUGGCAGCUGAAUUCUUAGAAUCCACCCAGAUAUUAUUUACUGAACUUUUUUUAAACAGAAAAGCAUUAGUUCCUAUGGAAACAGUAUUCUUUCAUAUUCAGAUAGGAAUAGAACAGUGUUAUCCUAUAUGUGUUGAAACUAUUCCUUUAAGCAGUCUAUCUGCAUAGGCUGCCUUGUAUGAGCAGACUGCUCUCCCCCUACUUAUCAGCCUGCUGAACAAGAAAUAAAAAUGUGCUACAGGAACAUGGAAGGAUACAUGGGAGUAGUCAGAAAAAAUAAUGGUUCUUAGUCUAGUGUUUAUUUUUAAAUUUGAGAGAAGCUGAAAGAAUCAGAUUAACACUUUCCUCCAGAUCAGCAGUCUGGAGCUUUCAAUUUAGGACAUUUUACUAUAUCAAUACAAUACCAAGAAGACUUUUAAAUACCUGCGGAGUUUGUAACUCUUCUGCCUUGUCUUCUGUUAGACAACUUCACUUUUCAAGAAACUAAGAUGAUGUUUUAAGGACAGUAAAUGGAAACAUUUCUUCUUAAAAAUAUCAUUGGCUCUUAUGUGAAUAGAUUUAGCUGUAUUGAAUAUCAGUAUAUUUCAAUUUAAUGUAUAACUCAAAAAACCAAAACAAACACAUGAACCUCCACCAGA